Messenger RNA from Filobasidium floriforme, 1338 nucleotides. RefSeq names its product plasma-membrane choline transporter-domain-containing protein. Gene Ontology annotation, molecular function: transmembrane transporter activity. Gene Ontology annotation, cellular component: plasma membrane. The transcript is spliced from 7 exons. NCBI's taxonomy places the organism in Eukaryota, Fungi, Basidiomycota, Tremellomycetes, Filobasidiales, Filobasidiaceae. The record is from RefSeq and is a predicted model, not a curated record. Gene Ontology annotation, biological process: transmembrane transport. The coding region runs from base 1 to 1338 and encodes 445 amino acids.
AUGGUCAUCAUUCGACAGGCAACAGCUGUCGUGAUACCGUUCAUGCUCUGCGUCACGUCGUGGUGGGCUUUCAUUGCGUCGUUCGAGGAUGACAGCGACAUUGGAGGUCCAGCAGACCCAGGCGGACGUUGGUGGAGCUCGACAGGCUUGCGCCUUUUCGCCCUCGUACCGUUCGCGUUGGCUAUCUUGUUCGGAAGAAUGGUAUGGAAGCGGAGAAAGAGGCUCGAAAGGACGGUUGCUGUCGUCGAGCUGUCCUCUUCAUUCCUGCUGGAUCAUCCGCCAGUGUUACUGCUCACUCCCGCACUGCUCAUGGUCUUCGCGGUGCUUUCCAUACCUUACCUUACGCUACUCCUCCGGUUGCUACUAAUCGGGUACUACCGACACCCCCGCGAGAACACCUACAUUUGGCACGUCAAGCCAUACGCGGACAUUUUAAUCGUGGUGGUCUCCCUGCUCUGGCUCUGGACAUGGGUCGUUGUCAAGGGGGUUGGGCGAGUUGUUACCGCUGCUGUGAUCAGCGAGUGGUACUUUCACCGUAACGAUCGAGACCCCCCUGCUACGGUUGAUCUGACUGUCGCCGCCAUCCACCGGGCCACGGGACCAAGCCUGGGCUCGAUUUGCCUCAGCUCUUUGAUCGUCGCCGUGAUGCGUUUCCUGGGCCGUGUUGCCAUCGAGUUGCGCAGGGCAUUGAACUCCAGGUCAGGGAUGUUGCCGAUACCAGUCGACCUGGUCGCGGCGAUUUCCCCUGUCAUCGUUAUGCUUUCAGGGCUGUUGGACUAUGUCAAUGGCUACGCCUUGAUCUACGUUGGGGUCACGGGCGAAGCAUUCUGGCCCAGCGCCAAACGAGCUAUCGGACUGGCCGGACGACGGAAAGGUUCUAGGCUGCUAGACUACACCCUUAUUAAAUUGCUUUUAACUCUCUCUUCAACGACGAUCGCUCUCGCUACGGCUGUAGUGGGGUAUCUCUACGCAGCGCAUGCAUUGUCAGCUGCGAGCCACGCACCGCUCGCUGCGUUGCUGUGCGGAGGCGUGCCUUUCUUCGCUGUACGGGCAUGUGCGGGAGUGCUUGGAGAUGCUUCGGACGCACUCUUCAUCUGUCUUGCCAUCGACGAGGCUAUCGAGGGUGACCAUUGCACGCAAGCCAAGGCAGCUGUAAGGAAAUUGGUUCAUUUCACUAUACUCGCCUUUGAUGCUAACGCGGAUUUGUAUUUCGAAACAGUUUACGGAAGAGAAGCCCUUAGCACAAAGUGCUGUGUGAUACUCUUAGAAUUAUGCGGUACAAGUUGUAUAUCAAUGUCUGCUGAGCAUAUUGUGUAUCUAAACGAAAUGUACAAGUGA